AGAAGAAGACGCGCACUGUGCAGCAAGUCCAGCCAGCCAGCCAGCCAUCCAGCUCGCGAGCCGUGGGCAGCUCGUGUAUGGGUCUGGAUUCUGUGGCCCGGUCGUCGGGAAGCAUCAGCAUGGCCGCUCCGCUCAGAGUGUGCAUAGUGGGCUCCGGAAACUGGGGCUCGGCCAUCGCCAGGAUCGUUGGAAAUAAUGCCAUGUCGCAGCGCUUUGCCACCACCGUGAAGAUGUGGGUGUACGAAGAGAACAUUGAUGGCAGGAAGCUCACCGACAUCAUCAACACGGAGCAUGAGAACGUCAAGUACCUGCCAGGAUACAAACUGCCAGAGAACGUGGUGGCUGUCCCCAAGCUGCGGGACGCCGCAGAGGGAGCGGACCUGCUGGUGUUCGUGGUCCCUCACCAGUUCAUCCGGAAUCUCUGUGACGAGAUGGUGGGCUGUGUCUCCACCAAGGCUCGGGGAAUCACACUCAUAAAGGGUAUAGACGAGGGCCCCGGGGGCCUGAAGCUCAUCUCCGACAUCAUCCGAGAGAAGAUGGGGAUUGACGUCAGCGUCCUCAUGGGAGCAAACAUCGCCAAUGAGGUGGCAGCGGAGAAGUUCUGCGAGACCACCAUCGGCAGUAGGAUUCUGGAGAAUGGCCUGCUGUUCAAAGAGCUGCUGCAGACUCCAAACUUCCGAAUCACAGUGGUAGAUGAUGCCGACACAGUGGAGCUGUGUGGAGCUCUGAAGAACAUCGUGGCGGUGGGCGCAGGCUUCUGCGACGGCCUGCAGUGCGGCGACAACACCAAGGCAGCGGUGAUCCGUCUGGGGCUGAUGGAGAUGAUAGCCUUCGCUAAGCUCUUCUCCAAGGACGGCUCCGUUUCCACGGCCACCUUUCUGGAGAGCUGCGGCGUGGCCGACCUCAUCACCACGUGCUAUGGCGGUCGCAAUCGACGAGUGGCAGAGGCCUUCUGCAAGACGGGGAAGAGCAUCGUGGAGCUGGAGAAGGAGAUGCUGAACGGUCAGAAGCUGCAGGGUCCUGCCACCUCAGCCGAGGUCUACCACAUCCUCCAGCAGAAGGGCCUGCUGGACAAGUUCCCUCUGUUCACAGCCGUCUAUCACAUUUGUUUCGAGGGGAAGCCGGUCCAGCAGAUGAUCUCGUGCCUGCAGAGCCACCCGGAGCACCGGUGAUUGGCCCGCUGGAGGGAGCCGCACUGCUGAACGUGUUCACACCAACAGCAUCACCAGCAUCAGCUACUAAUGCUAACAAUCAAACAAACAAACAAGCCCAACCGCUUGACUUCUGGACUGACCCCCUGUGAGCUAAAAAUCUCCAGUGGCUUUUGGAAUAUCACCAUAAUAUCUAUAAUGUAAGAGACAGUGUCCUUUAUCAACUCAAGUUAAACUAAUGUGGUACAAUAGAGGGAAACUGAUCUAAAUACAUGUUGGGAAUGCUGCACUCUGUAAUUACAGGUUUUAACUUGCUUGUUUUUGAACUUUUGCAUAUUUGCAGGUUUGUGACCAAAUGUUUGAAAUGUAACCCGUGUUGGUAUUAUGUGCAGUGGUUUUUCCUCGGUCCGAGCUGUCCGUGACUUGUAACCAGCAGCCGCCAGCAGCCUGGGUAACAGACUGACGGUCAAUGGAUCUCCUCCUCAGUCACAUCUCUUACACUUAUUAACAUAUCUGUUUCCGUAUUUGUAGAACUUCACAGGGUUUGGAUUCAUAUGUUUGCCCUGACAUAAAAAAAAAUAAAUAAAUAAAUAAAAACAUC
Molecule: messenger RNA, 1752 nt
Organism: Perca flavescens (yellow perch)
Lineage: Eukaryota; Metazoa; Chordata; Actinopteri; Perciformes; Percidae
Gene: gpd1l
Product: glycerol-3-phosphate dehydrogenase 1 like
Exons: 8
Coding region: 78-1172 (364 amino acids)
Biological process (GO): glycerol-3-phosphate catabolic process; carbohydrate metabolic process
Cellular component (GO): cytosol
Molecular function (GO): protein homodimerization activity; NAD binding; oxidoreductase activity, acting on the CH-OH group of donors, NAD or NADP as acceptor
Source: RefSeq, a predicted model, not a curated record